GUGUGUAUGUCCAGCUACAAUUCAGUAGCAAACCUACACUAAGCCUUUAAAAAACAAUUUUUUUCAUUAAAAUUUUUGUUUGGAUUUACGUUUAAAUUCAAAAUUCGCCAUGUUCAAGUUCAGAGACAUUGUAUAUUUCGUUAUACUCACGGGUCUGCGUGUCUGUGCCGAAAUACAGCCGACCGUGGAGGCCCAUGCCAAACUGAAUUGGAACAAUUUGACGGUGGACCGUAGCCUGCGGCUGAAUGUGGGCUACCUGUACCAGCCGUCGAUGCUGCUCAGGGCCAUGAUGUACUCGCUGCUGACGCUGAUUGGGCUGUGGUAUGGCCGCCAGCGGGAUGCAGUGCGGCGGGCGAAGAGGCGCCAGGAGCUGGCCGAGCAUCGGGCACGCAGCAAGAGCAUUAUCAGCAGUCCCUCCAGCCAGUGGAUAACGGCGCAGCAGGUGAUGAACGAAUGGGUGCGUCGGCGCAAGGAGGCGUCCAUAACGGAAAUCCAAGUGGACGCGGCAGCGCUCGACAUGGAGCUGGAGCAGUCGGAGGGCUCCUAUUUUCCAUGGAUGAGUUUCCUGCUGUUUGCCCUGCCCUGGACCUGGACAUUUGUCGUCACCGGAAUGGUCAACUAUGGCCGGCUCCAUCUGGUCCUGCAGCACUUUUGCCUCACCUACUGGCAGACGGUGAUGCUCUACCUGAACAUCCAGAUGAUGUUCCUGCGCCGCAUUAUUGAGGCAUCCCUGGCCUCCUACUGGCAGCAGUUCCACGGCACCGUCGAGGAUCCCAGCAUCAAGCACAUCAACUACAUCAGCUUCGAGACGCACCUGCUGUCCAUGGAAUGAGCUGUGAGCCGUGAGCUGUGAGCUGUGCCGUUACCCCCGCCACCCACUACCAACCACACAUCUCCUGUUACCAAUCAAAAUGCGAUUCAUGUAGUCCCUGCGCCCCCACCACAAAAACAAGUCCCCCCCUGCAUCAAAUAAAAGGCAUUUUCUAUCAA
Drosophila obscura is the source of this 990-nucleotide messenger RNA. RefSeq lists its product as uncharacterized. The record is from RefSeq and is a predicted model, not a curated record. Lineage: Eukaryota; Metazoa; Arthropoda; Insecta; Diptera; Drosophilidae. The coding region runs from base 110 to 832 and encodes 240 amino acids. The transcript has a single exon.